Messenger RNA from Pelecanus crispus (Dalmatian pelican), 532 nucleotides. NCBI's taxonomy places the organism in Eukaryota, Metazoa, Chordata, Aves, Pelecaniformes, Pelecanidae. The record is from RefSeq and is a predicted model, not a curated record.
AUGAACAAGCCGUACUACCCAGGACUGAAAAUAAAACAGUUUUGCGACCAAGCCACCCUAGUGGAGCAAGUGAAACGAGUGAAAGAAAUUGAAGCUAUUGAAAGUGACUCCUUUGUUCCACAGACAUUCAGAUCAAGUAAAGAAGUCAAAAAGUCGAUAGAGCCUACUGAACUACAGUAUGAGCCUGUAACUAUCGGAGCAGGAACCGUUGAUGCAUCUGCUCCUGAAAAAGAACCACCGCCUGCCAAUAUCCCUACUGCCAUCAAAUAUCAAGAUGAUAAUUCUUUAGCACAUCCAAAUCUGUUUAUCGAGAAGGCAGAAGCAGAAGAGAAGUGGUUUCAGAGGCUGAUCGCUCUUCGGCAAGAAAGGCUGAUGGGCAGUCCGGUGGCCUGAGCCAACUGCUGUGACCAUCACGUACCAGUUCUCCAUGAAUGCUAAGAAAUCCUACCAUUAAAUUGUUUUAUUUUUCUCUUUUGAGGGGAUUUUAAUACUCCAUAUGAGUUGUACAGAGAAUAAAUAUUUCACCUGAAUA